UUGACAUUUAAACAUCAUUUUUUUUUAUAGUAAAAGAAAUCAUUCCACAUAAAGUAAUAAAUUUUUUAAUGUAAUCCUUACAAAUCUUUACAAACGAAAAAUUAUAUCGUGUCAACGUAAAGUGCUGAUCAUCUUGAAAGUGACUUUUUCUUUAGAUGGGUUAAUUAAUUAUAGAGAACCCACAAUGAUAUUUAGUCCCUCAAAUAAUACUUAACUCUUAUUCAACACACAAAUUACCAUCAUGCAAAACUAUAAAUUAUUAAUUUGAAUACUGUGAAACACAAUUUUCAAAAUUGAUUUAUAGUAAAAUACGUUAAAUAAGUACAUUGAUUUAUUGUAAACCGUGAAGAGAAAAUUGGCGAAGAUUUUAUAUUGAUAGGUGGUGCCUAUACAAUACAUUAAAAAAGUGAAAAAGCGAGGGACAAUGACUAUAAAAAGUCGCGAGAAAUAUUCAGAUUUAAACAAAUUCCACAUUUGAGUAUUGUGUAGUUUGCACUACUUUGUAAACAUUUAUUAAGCCAAAAUCCAACCUUUUAAAGUUGGUGCAGAAUUGCUAUACUGUAGGCUGAUGAAGUGUCUGUCUUUAAAGAUUCGAUUAAUCAAAAAUGAAACAAAUCAUGAACAUCAAGUGAUAAAAUCCUUUUUUUUUACACAAAAUGAUUAUUGGAAUGAUGUAAAGAAUAGAAUAUAUAACAUAUUUUUCUGCCCGCGCUUUCAUACUUAAACAGGAAGCACAGAAACAGAUCAGUAUAACUUCUACCUUCAAUUAAAUUACAUUCGAUUGUGGAAAGUUGAAUGACAUAACGACAAAGCAAUUGAGAUAGAAUUCCAAAUUUUGCAAUUUGUUGACAAUGAAUUUUGUUACGAGAUGCUAAUACAUAAUACUUCGAAACAAAACAUAAAUUGAAUUAGAGGAAAUAUGCAAGAAAAAGAAGGGUCCGACAAGCUAUGUCGUUUAAAACGACCCGCUAAUUGUCGUGACGGAAAAGCAUCUGUCUAUUGAAGAGGUACAAAUGUUCAAAAUUGUAUUAAAUUUUGUUUAGCAAUUAAAACUGUAAACUUCUGAUAUUAACACGAUAUAUGUAUAUGUGUAUAUAUCGAGCAGGUAAUAAUUUAAAAAGAAUGAAUAGGAAACAUUGUUUCAACUACACCUUAUUUUAAAACCAAAUAUUCAUCUUAGUACUGAUAUAUUCGAAGUCGUACGUGAUUCAUUUACGUACCUCGUAAUCUGUGUAACAUCUUUUUAAGUGAAUUUAUUUUACAUAUAAAUAAUACAUAUUAUAAAUUAAAAAAUACAAAAAGUCAAAGAAACAUAGGAGAAAAACUGACACAAAUAUUUUAUUGCUUGAGAUAUAUUAUGAAGAAUUCAUUAUAUCAAAUACUUAAAACUGUUAAUGAAACAUUGAUAUCAAUAAUGUACCUCUUAUGUAUAAACAAAUACUAUCAGAUGCUAUGACAUUGAAAAAAGACAAGUUGAAUUACGGCCUUAGACCUAGUCGUGUAUAUAAGAGAAAUGAAGGCAAAGACGAUCCUUAUUUGAGAGAUAGUUGAGUGUGUGGCAUCGUUAGACACAAAUUUUAUAUCGAAGAGAUUUAAAAAAAACAUCAAAAUAAAGUCAAUGCGUUAAAAGCCAAUUUAAGUAUUAGAAACAUAUGAAAAUAUAGAACAAUAUAAAUAUAUAAUUUAUAGUCAAAUUUAAUCAAUAAUAGUCUAACAUAACCUUUAUAAACUGAAUGUGAUGCAGAAAACCGCUAUAUCGAAAACACAUGUUUUUAAAAUAUUUCCAUUCAAAAAGUAAGUGGAAUUUUAAUUCUCACAAUGAAGACACAAAAUUGGAAUGAACUCAAAGUGCCUUUAAGUAAACCUGUGUUGAAAACCAUUAAAGAAUUGAAAUUUUCUCAUAUGACACCUGUGCAGGCAGCUUCUAUACCACUAUUAUUAGAAGGCAAAGAUGUUGCAGCAGAAGCAGUAACAGGAAGUGGGAAAACAAUAGCUUUCUUAGUUCCUUUAUUAGAAAUAUUACAGAAACGAGAAGAAAAAUGGAAACCUAUGGAAAUUGGAGCAAUAAUAAUUAGUCCUACACGAGAACUAGCAGUACAAAUAAAUGAAGUUCUACAACAAUUUUUAAAUAACAUUCCAAAUUUGAAGGAAGUAUUACUUGUUGGUGGUACAACAAUCACAGAAGAUAUAGACAAUUUCAAAGCUGGGGCAAACAUUAUUGUAGCAACACCUGGUAGAUUAGAGGAUAUAUUGUCUAACUGUAAAAGUAUCAACUUAGCAGCAUGUGUGAAAUCUCUGGAAAUACUGAUCUUAGACGAAGCAGACAGAUUAUUGGAUCUAGGUUUUUCUGCAACAAUAGAUACAAUAUUAAGUUAUUUACCACGUCUCAGAAGGACAGGUUUAUUUUCUGCAACUCAAACCAAAGAAUUGCAACAUCUAAUAAGAGCAGGACUGAGAAAUCCAGCUCUAAUAACUGUUAAAGAAAAGGCAAAUGUUUCAACACCAUCAAACUUAAAAAAUAAUUAUACCAUUGUAAAUGCAGAAUAUAAAUUGUCUAUGAUGAUAGAUUUUAUUCAGAAUCAAGGAACUAAUCUAAAAUAUAUGAUCUUUUUGUCUACCUGUGCCUGUGUUGAUUACUUCAAUUCUGUUAUACAAGCAAUGUUACCAUCAAUUAAAGUACUUGCAAUACAUGGUAAAAUGAAAAAUAAACGGUACAAAGUAUUUAAUGAAUUUCGGCUUGUAAAGAAUGGAAUUUUAAUUUGCACAGAUGUAAUGGCUCGUGGUAUUGAUAUUUCUGAAGUAGAUUGGGUACUACAGUAUGAUCCACCAUGUUCAGCUAGUAGUUUUGUUCAUAGAUGUGGUAGAACUGCUAGAAUUGGUAAUGAAGGAAAUGCGUUGUUGUUUCUGCUAGAAACAGAAGAUGCAUAUGUAGAUUUUAUUAAACGAAACCAAAAAGUAAAUUUACAAAAGAUAAACUUAGAACCGUCUGUAACUUCGUACGAAAAGUGUUUAAAGUGUAUGAGAGAUUUACAAAAAGAAGAUCGACUUUUUUUUGACAAAGCCAAUAAAGCAUUUGUAUCGUAUGUACAAGCGUACAAUAAACACGAAUGUAAUUUAAUUUUACGACUUAAAGACAUUGAUCUAGGGAAACUUGCGAUGGGUUUUGGUUUAUUGCGAAUGCCUCGAAUGCCCGAACUUAAAGGGAAAAGUAUAUCAUCUUUUGAAGAAGAUGAUAUCGAUAUUAAUUCAAUUGCUUAUUCAGAUAAACAAAAAGAAAAAAGUCGUUUAGAGAAAUUAAAAAUUUUCCAAGAUAAUGGAAUUUGGCCUGUGACGUAUAAACGAAAACGCAAACAAACUGAAUCAUGGUCUCAAGUAAAAAAGAGAAAAUUAGAGAAACAAGAGAAUCGUAAAAAACGAAAGGAGAAGAAAAUGAAACAAAACGAAUCAGUAGAUGCAAAGAAAAAAAAGAAAAAGAAAUUAAAUGAACAAGAUAUUGAAGAAUUAGCAAAAGAUAUAGCUUUGAUUAAAAAAUUGAAAAAAAAGAAGAUUUCUCAAGAAGAAUUUGAUGCAGCAUUUGGAAUUGAUUGAAAAAGUGAAUAAAAGUUACAAAUAUUGUUAUCUUUUUGUAUGUGUGUAUAUAUAAAACACUAUCAUCUAAUAAUCAGCAGAUAAACAAAUAUGCAAAAAUAUUUUUGUGAUGUCUAUGUAAGCCAUUUUCACAUACAUUCAGUAUGUAUAAAGAGCAGCACUUAUUCAGAAAAGCAUGAACAUGUGGCUAUACUUUUUUUAAAUUAGAAAUUUUAGUACAUUUGAACAAUUUAUAAAAAUAUUUGGAAAUAUAAUUUGUACAGCAUCGAUACUAUACAUAUAGUAUGUGUAUACAUGAAAUCUUUUUGAAGAGAUCUCAGUAUAUGAGUGAACCCCCAUUUACUACAUUACAGUGUAGAAGGGGGAAAU
This is a messenger RNA of Megachile rotundata (alfalfa leafcutting bee), 3957 nucleotides long. Its product is annotated as ATP-dependent RNA helicase DDX55. Gene Ontology annotation, molecular function: ATP binding; nucleic acid binding; RNA helicase activity. Lineage: Eukaryota; Metazoa; Arthropoda; Insecta; Hymenoptera; Megachilidae. The record is from RefSeq and is a predicted model, not a curated record.